This is a messenger RNA of Sinocyclocheilus anshuiensis, 540 nucleotides long. RefSeq names its product arabinogalactan protein 1-like. The record is from RefSeq and is a predicted model, not a curated record. The coding region runs from base 1 to 540 and encodes 179 amino acids. NCBI's taxonomy places the organism in Eukaryota, Metazoa, Chordata, Actinopteri, Cypriniformes, Cyprinidae. The transcript is spliced from 4 exons.
AUGAACCAGCAGUGGGGCAGUGAAGAGGAACGCAGGGACCCGGCCAGGGCAUCUCGUGACGGGUCCAAAGCGGUGCAACACUUACCUGCGUUCGAGCAGAGGGAAAUACAUUGUGACCCAGUAAACUUUACCCAGCCUUCAGAAGCUCCUCCCUUUGCUCAGUCUUCAAUGGCUCUGUCCUCAGUCCAGGCUCCAGUUGUGCCGCCCUCUGCCCAGCCUCUAGUGGCUCCGCCCUCUGUCCACCCUCUAAUGGCUCCGCCCUCUGUCCACCCUCUAGUGGCUCUGCCCUCUGCCCAGCCUCCUGUUGUUCCUCCCUUUCCCCCGACUCUAGUUGCUCUAGUCUCUGACCAGGAAUCAGACAUUUUCCUUGAAGACCAGUCACCACUUAGUCCUCUAUCUCCCCAGUCAUCAGUCAUUGAUCUUACAGAUCAAGAGAGGUCUGUUUCCCCUACUCUUUCCUACCAGGAUUCCCCUCUUCACUAUGUGGCACCUAUAGAUGAGGUUGACCUACAAACCUACAAAAAACUGCUAAAAAGGUGA